This is a messenger RNA of Acanthamoeba castellanii str. Neff, 378 nucleotides long. RefSeq lists its product as uncharacterized. Bases 1 to 378 code for a protein of 125 amino acids. NCBI's taxonomy places the organism in Eukaryota, Discosea, Longamoebia, Acanthamoebidae. The record is from RefSeq and is a predicted model, not a curated record. Gene Ontology annotation, cellular component: Cul4-RING E3 ubiquitin ligase complex. The transcript is spliced from 4 exons. Gene Ontology annotation, molecular function: protein binding.
AUGCCGCUCAACCUGCGCAAGCGAGAGUUCACCAGCCGCUGCCACGGCUCUUCCAUGGUGCACGAGCUGGCCACACACAUGAGCGCCGUCUCUUCGCGCUACGAUGGCGGCAGCCACAUCUACAACCUCGAGUGGCGGCCCGACGGGAAUGUGCUGGUGGCGGUCGGCUACGACGGCACGGUGCGCAUGUACGACCCGUUCAACAAGAAGCUCUUUCACAAGAUCGAGAACGCGCACAACAACAGCAUCAACGUGGCGCGAUACAUCAGCGACCACCUCCUGGUGACGGGGAGUGACGACGAGACGUUGAAGCUCUUCGACACGCGCUUCCCCUCGCGAUGCCUGACUACCUUCCACGGCCACAGGUGGGUGGGGUGA